GCUGUAUUCCGACCCACAGCAGAUCAUAGCUGACCACAUAUACAGUACCCUGCGAUUGGAGUCACCUCUGUAUACCUCUGCAAGCAGCAUACAGCCUCCCGCUCUAGUAGAGCCACAAAGAACGUCUAUCUGCCACACUUUCACACCUUCCCCCCACUUACACAAUGUCACGGCCGAUGAACGACGAUGAGGUCCUCAAUGAGAUGAAGAAGAUGGUCGCUUUCAUCAAGCAAGAGGCAAUGGAGAAGGCUAGAGAGAUUCAGGUCAAGGCAGACGAGGAGUUUGCUAUUGAGAAGUCCAAGAUUGUUCGUCAGGAGGCUGUCAGCAUUGACUCUGCGCACGAGAAGAAGAUCAAGCAGGCUCAGGUCGCCAACAAGAUUUCCGAGUCGAACGCAACAAACAAGGCUCGUCUGUCGGUACUACAAGCAAGAGACUCUCACCUGGAGGACCUCUUCGAGGGUGCUCGAGAGAAGCUCGUUGGACUUAGCAAAGACGAGAAGAAGUACUCUACUCUCCUCAAGGAUCUGAUCACUCAGGGUCUCCUUCGUCUCAUGGAGAAGAAGGUGACAGUCACUUGCCGUGACAAGGACGAGAAGUUGGUCAAGAAGGCCGCGGAUGAGGCAAAGAAGCAGUACAAGGAGAAGAGUGGAAGGGAUGUAGAGAUCGAGGUGGUAAAGGGAUUGAACAAGGACAGCAAUGGAGGUGUGCUGCUGGCUGGACAUGGUGGAAGGAUCAAGGUCGACAACACCUUGGACGAGAGGAUGAAGCUGCUCGAGGAGCUGAUGCUCCCCGAGAUCCGGCUAGACCUGUUCGGUGCCAACCCCAACAGGAAGUUCUCGAGCUAAAUGCAGAUCCCACCUCUUUUGACACUCGCCUCCCUACCUCCAGAGUCGCUCAUACCGCGCUCUGAGACUUUAGGGCAGUGGUGCGACAAGUGACCUUCAUUGUUGCACUACCUUUUGCUAUAUCACUCAAUGGAUAUUCGUGACCGACGACAAGGAAGGGAAGAGCUCUUGCUCUUGCUCUUGACGCGAGCGAAGCAGUAGUAGCUACAUGGGAUCUGACGAGUCUCUCCUUUUGACGCUUUCUCUCAAAGCGGGUAUAUUGAUGGUCUUGGGUGACAGUCAGUCUAGUCUAGAUCUUUCUCAGCUUGUUUUGCC
Microstroma glucosiphilum is the source of this 1160-nucleotide messenger RNA. Its product is annotated as putative vacuolar ATP synthase subunit E. The transcript is spliced from 5 exons. Lineage: Eukaryota; Fungi; Basidiomycota; Exobasidiomycetes; Microstromatales; Microstromataceae. Bases 165 to 845 code for a protein of 226 amino acids. Gene Ontology annotation, cellular component: proton-transporting two-sector ATPase complex, catalytic domain. Gene Ontology annotation, biological process: proton transmembrane transport. Gene Ontology annotation, molecular function: proton-transporting ATPase activity, rotational mechanism. The record is from RefSeq and is a predicted model, not a curated record.